AAACAACCUAACCCACCUUCGAGACCCUCUAUUCUUCUAUUUAACAUAGUAAAUUCCGCCUUAUUACAACCUACAUCAGGGUACAGGAUACACGACAACGGAAUCGUCAAACAAUUAUCAUCGUCACCCUGCUAUCUCAUCCCAAAAUCAUUAGACGCAAAUCGUGAGCUGGUUAUCGCGGCUGGGGUAACUCAGCCGCCUUUGGGGGUCUAUUGUAUCGUAUUUAAUACUCUGAUUAUUGUAUUGUAUCGCCCGCCUGUUCGAGUAGGAAUCCUGCGAGUUUCGUAUCGCCAUCCCUUGCCGAGUCGUCAUCAUGUCUACAAACCCUCCACCAAGCGCCCAUAUCAACGAAGAUAUCCCUCAGAAUGAAGGAUCAAAACUGAAGACCUUCAUCUCCAUUUUACGAAAAUUCAUAGGUGUCGCAGAUCUCGCGGCCGUCCGUUUCUCUCUUCCAUCCCAGCUCCUCGAACCGACUCCCAACCUAGAAUAUUGGAAUUAUCUUGACAAUCCUAGCGCAUUUGCCGCGAUAGGCACUUCAGACGAACCCCUAGAUCGUAUGCUCGAGGUCCUGCGUUUCUGGUUUACCAAGGAUCUAAAAUAUGUCAAGGGGAAGCCGUGCAAGCCCUAUAACUCGUGCUUAGGAGAAUUCUUCAGGUGUAACUGGGAAGCUGAGGACAAUGCACCGCGAAUAGAUACCAAGAAUUUGUCGGCUUCUAGCAGUGGUAAUGCCAGUAGCUCGUCCUCCGUCAAGUCGAGUAAGAAUAACGGCGGUGACCCGAAAGGAGCAUCGACUGUAUCUGUCUUACAGACAGCCGCAACCCCUACUGGCCCCACCGUUAGGAUAUCAUACUUAACCGAACAAACAUCUCACCACCCUCCCGUCAGUGCCUUCUACGUCAGCUGUCCCGAAAAGGGGCUGCACGCGAGGGGGUUUGACCAGAUUAGUGCUAAAUUCACUGGUACCGCUAUUAAAGUGUCCCCGGGAGAGCACAAUCUCGGAAUUUUCAUCACCCUUGAGAAAAGGGAUAACGAGACGUACCAGCUGAAACAUCCUGCCGCACAUCUAGGUGGAAUUCUUCGUGGUGCUCUGAGCGUCAGCGUCGGCGACACUGCUUAUGUUACCUGCCCCAAGACGAAAUUAAAAGCGAUCCUACAUUACAUCGAGGAUGGCUGGCUUGGCCGAGCUCAAAAUAAGGUUGAAGGGGUGAUUUUUAAGUAUGACCCAGAGAAGGAUGACAAAAUUCGCAUCAAGGAUGUGCCUGAUUCAGAUGUUGUGGCAAGGCUCGGUGGUGCAUGGAAAGAUAGAGUCGUGUUCACUCUAGGUCCGAAACCAGUCGAUUCUCACCCACCAGAAAAGCAAAUCACUAUAAUUGACCUUAAUCCUCUUACUGUGGCUCCCAAGGCGAUACCGCCGAAGGAGAAGCAAGCAGAAAACGAGUCCUUGACCCUGUGGGAUGGUGUCACCCAGGCUAUAUUAUCGAAGCAAUUCUCAAAGGCCACUAACGUCAAGAUAGAGCUCGAAGAAAAACAACGACAGAAGGCCAGAGAACGCGAGCAAAAGAACGAAACCUGGAAACCCGUGUUCUUCGACCAAGUCACCGACAAGCGAGGUACUCCGGACCUUACAGAAAAAGGCCGCCAGGUACUCGACAGAGCACAAAGGGGUGAUUGGAAUUUAGAGGGCAUCAUUUAGAACGGGGAUCAGCAAGUCUACGCUCGAUUCGUCAUUGUCCAGGUCUAGCAACAC
Molecule: messenger RNA, 1747 nt
Organism: Annulohypoxylon truncatum
Lineage: Eukaryota; Fungi; Ascomycota; Sordariomycetes; Xylariales; Hypoxylaceae
Exons: 3
Coding region: 314-1693 (459 amino acids)
Biological process (GO): maintenance of cell polarity; endocytosis; exocytosis
Cellular component (GO): intracellular membrane-bounded organelle; cytosol; membrane
Molecular function (GO): sterol binding
Source: RefSeq, a predicted model, not a curated record